Messenger RNA from Cheilinus undulatus (humphead wrasse), 711 nucleotides. RefSeq lists its product as uncharacterized. Bases 13 to 711 code for a protein of 232 amino acids. The transcript has 4 exons. The record is from RefSeq and is a predicted model, not a curated record. Lineage: Eukaryota; Metazoa; Chordata; Actinopteri; Labriformes; Labridae.
AGGUGUGAAACGAUGACGCUUUUACUCAGUCUGUUUCUUCUGUUGUGUUUAUGUACCUGCUCCUCUUGGGGUGUUUCAUUUGACACGCUUGUUGUGAAACAAACUCCUGAUGUUUCCAUCACUGUGGGAAAACCAGUGAACAUCUCCUGCUGCUGGAACGGGGAGUUUGACAGAGGCAGAAUUAACUGGACGAAAAAUCAAAUUACUGUUAAGAGGGAGCAUUUCUCAUAUAGUAUUAAUACCCAAGGAUCUCAGCCAAAGAAAACAUCAGACUGCUCAUACUUGACCUUUCAGUACAUCACAAGAGCUGACUCUGGAAGAUACAUCUGCAGUCUGACGGUGGAGUUACCUGUUUUGUUAAGGGUUGAAGGUGAUGGGACUGUAAUCACAGUUACAGCCAAUAAGAACAGAUACGAAAACACAAAUGCCAAGAAACACAACGCCAUAGUUGAAGAGUCUCAAAGCGAGGAAGUGUGGGUUCAUCUCCUGAGGUGUCUCCCUCUCCUGACUCUCAUCAUUUCCCUCUCCUGCAUCAUCAAGUGGGAAUCCAACACUCAGCAUCAGACACAAGAUGCUCCUGGGAAUACUAUCCCUUUAACACAAAGAGUUGAAGAGGAAGAAGAAGAAGAAGAAAGAGAAGAGGAGGAAAUACAACGAGAGGGCGACGAUGCUGAAGAGAAAAUAGAAGAAAAUAAGGAAUCAGACAGUUAA